Messenger RNA from Penicillium paradoxum, 822 nucleotides. RefSeq lists its product as uncharacterized. The transcript has a single exon. Lineage: Eukaryota; Fungi; Ascomycota; Eurotiomycetes; Eurotiales; Aspergillaceae. The coding region runs from base 1 to 822 and encodes 273 amino acids. The record is from RefSeq and is a predicted model, not a curated record.
AUGUCAGGUCUGCUCAACUCUCGUUGGGCACCUGGUACGAGAGGAACACAAGGAUAUCCGCCGGCGCAGAAUGGCUUCAGGUCCUGGCCCUCGAAGAACCCAGCGGAGCGUGGUAAUAGCAGUAUCCGCCCGGCAACCAUCACACCCCAGGAUGGCCGUUUGUUACCACCAGCCGAAGAAUUGUCUCGCUUUAUGAAGAUUGUUGCCAGAUUACGAUGGAAACUGCCAUUUCUAGCAGAGGGCUACCGACUCGCGACACUUGGAAUCAGCGAGGUCAUAUCAGCCGAGGAUGUCGCGCACGCGGAAAUAAUGUUCAAGAUUGAUUUCCACGAAUACUAUGCUCUGCUCGAGCGUGCCAUUGUCCACUUAUUGGCGGUAUUCAAUAUUUCUGUCUCAUCGUCGCCUCGAGAGCCGCUAAACAACGGGACCGGCAUCGGUCGGCCUGCUGGUAUGCAUCGAUACCAUGCCAAUGUGCUAGAGGCCCUGCGGGAACAAUCGACCCCACUAUCCCCCGUUCUAGGUGGCGGCCCCGUUUAUCUGCAGUUACAGAAAGCCAAGGAACUGCGCAACAGAUGGAAAACGGCAGAUAUGACCUCCGAGGAACGAGAAAAACAAGGCGAAAGGAAGGACGUUCUCGCACUUGCAAGCUUUGACUUCGAGGGUAUUAUCUCUGACAUCUUUGGGGGUCUGGAGGAGUCAUAUAUCCGCGCAAAAGAGCAUGUGGAUAAAUGCAUUCGUCCAGAUGAGACUACUGAACAUGGGCUGAACUCCGAGGCGGACUGGGGGUUCAUGGUCGAUGCUAUGGAUUGGGAGGCCGUAUGA